This is a messenger RNA of Penaeus indicus, 5318 nucleotides long. RefSeq lists its product as uncharacterized. The record is from RefSeq and is a predicted model, not a curated record. Lineage: Eukaryota; Metazoa; Arthropoda; Malacostraca; Decapoda; Penaeidae. The transcript is spliced from 16 exons. Bases 288 to 3599 code for a protein of 1103 amino acids.
UGUCCUGAGAAGGCUUAGUCGGCGUUCAAACCUCCAAAGAAAAUCAUUUUACUCUCCUGUUUUAAGAAUAAUCUGUUGUCAUGCCCUGGGAAUUGCAAGGGGGUUUGUCUUAAUAGCAGCUGUGACCACAUGACAUGAAAAAAGGUGCAUUACCAACCACAGAAAUUAGACAUGCAGUUGUCACAUGUACCGUCAAAUCAUAAACUAGAUAGAUAGUGCAUUUGCCAUGCUCUGGAUUGACUCCUGUCCCUGAUUCCACUCUGCUGGAGCAGCUGGUGUGAAGGACCAUGGAGGCAGAAGAGACACAGGAGGUAGAGGACAGUUCUUCCUCUGCUACCCAACUGUCCCAAAGUAGCGGGGUCCCAUCCCUGCCCUCAGGUAACAAACUUGCUGAAAUAAGCCUUACCACAGACGUCUCUGACUCCGAGACAGAUGGUGAUGACAAGUCCUUGUACAACAGCAUGAAGCCUUUAUUAUUCAAGAAGGCAGGUUUGCCUAUUUUGGUUGAUUUAGGACAUGAUACUAGGGAGAGGUCUGAUGCAGACAUAUCUGCUUGGUGUGGUGAACAACAGGAUGCUGAGAAGUCAAGACACAGAUCUCUCGCAAGCAUGGGACCUAAGCCCGUAAAGUUAAAGCCAAAUGUAAAUGAAGAUAGAGUCGGCAGUAAUGCUCCUCCGUCAAAGGUCUCAAACACCACAGAAACCCUUUCAGAUGGUCUUUCCUUAGAUGAUGUUAAGGUCACCCUGCAAGAAAAUGGCAAUCUUCUGAGUGACAGAGGAUUCCUUAAUGAACUUCUGAAGUCCAUAGAUGAGAAGAUUGCUGAAGACAUUCCCAUGGAGAGUCAGAAUCUCCAUCAGGCAGUUCCUCCAACAAGAGAUCCUGGACCAAGCUUAAAUUGGAGUGCCCACUUGAACCUGCAGGCGCCAAAAGUGGGGAAGGGAGGCCCUUACCUGGCGCCAGGAUACGGGUCUCAGGAGAGGCCAGAUCCCAGCCAGAAGAGUUGCUCUAGUCACAGACGAACAGGAAGCGGAGAAGGGCAUCAGGGCCUCGACAGUAAAUCAAAAUUCAAAGCAACAGGUGACGAGUAUGAGCAACACCUGACCUCUGCAACUGAUCCCCCUCCUUUGGAUGGUAUUCUCUCUCAGUUUGGCCUGAAGCUAACGUCCAGAGAUUGGCAGAAGAUUCCAGAAAAGCAUGUAAAGUUUGACAAGGUGCACUUUGAGGUUUCAUCAGAAUCUGGCAGCGACACAGAAAGGAGUAGAAGCAGAAGUGAAACAGCAGGCCGAGAAGAUGAGGAGCAGCCGCACUUGAUGCAGUCAGCCAGAAUUCUGAAAGAACUGACUAACUUGCGAUGGACACUGAAUGGGUGGUGCAGCGUGGAAGCAAAUCCUCCAGUGGAUCAUAAAAGCACACUCUACUUCAUGCAACAACUGCUGAACAUGCUUCAUACUCAGCAGCUGCAUAAAAAGUAUGCAGAAGAGGAGCUCAUGAAGUCGCAAAGUGAACUAAAGAGGGUAGGCAAAGAACUGUAUGUGUUACGAGAGGCACAAGAGAACCGAGAGGCUCGUCUUCGCGAAGCAGACUCCCAGCUAGGCCAGAUACAGAACGAGUGGUUGGGCGUACACAAGAAGUUGCAGGAUGAGCUUCAGAACCAUCGCACCGAAGUCCAUCGAUUAAGACAGGGAAGAGAUUCUUUACAAGAGGAAAUUGGUCUCAUGAAAAAAGACAUGACCAGAAUGAUGGGCACCAUUAAGAGCCAUGAACAGUCAAAAUACAGUCUCGAAGAAAUGCAAGGGCAGCUCUCAGCAAGUAGAAAACAAGUGAUAGAAGUGGUUCAGGAAAAUUCUCGCUUGAACCAGCACCUGAAGGAGAAGGAGAAGUCACUGCAAGAACUGGAAAUGGUCAUGCUCCCCCAAGCACAGAAGGAACUGGAAGCGGCAAGAAAAAAGCUUAACGACAUGGAAACCUCUCUCGAGCAAGUGGUGCGCGACAAGGCCCACUUGGAGGAUGACCUGAGACUUCUUCAGGACCAGUACAAGACACUCCUGGAGAGAGUGGUGGAGGAGGAAGACAAGAAAGAACAAGCCCUCAAGGACAAGGCAAAGUUUGAAAGACAAGUAGAGGACCUGGCGGCAAAAAUGACUGUCAUGAAGCAGGAACUCCACGACUAUCUCUCUCUCUCUCUCUUAGGCUCUCAGGCUCGAGUGGAGGAAUUAGUUGGCCAGAAAUCUCAGUCAUUGCAGGACCAGUUAAAUACACUCGAGACAAACCUGAAAGGAAGUCUUGAAGAUCAGUUGGACGCCCAGAGGAAGAGCCACAAUCACGCAGUGACCAAUCUUCAGGCGAGCCAUGAAGAGGAACUGAAGAAGGUCAAAGCAUCUCACAUGUCUCAGCUGUCACAGUUGCAGCAGGAGGUAAAAGCACUGCAAGCGGAGAAUCAAGCACUGCAAACACAGCGACAAGGAAUUAUCACGGCGGUGUCCUCCAUCCUGGGCCCCAACAAGGAAAACCAGCCAGGGCUGCUGGGGAAUUUCCGCCUGCGUGAAGUCCCCUGGGAGAACGGCCACAUUUCCACCUCAACCCCCAUAGGCUGUGGCGCGGCCUCUCCACUCAGCGAACAUCUGCCGUCCACCACUGCUGCGGCACAUUACCCACUAGUGCAGUCACACCACAAAGGGUUCUCGCCACUAGAGCCCCAAACAGAAACCCAAUACAGCAUUCCAGGAGUCAGAAGUGCAUCUAAUUUUGUUCCCUUGUCAAAGCAGAGUAAUGGACUGAGGUCUGGGCCAGCCAGCAGGCCCACCUCCGGGAGCAGUUCUCGAGGAAAGACUUCGCGGAGUGGCAGCCGGCCAGCAAGCGGGAAGAGUACAAGGAGUGGCAUCAGCAUACCGGACCUCGGGCUGGGGCACUCUUCCUCCAGCGACUCAGACGGAAGCGUUUUCCAAGAAGGCAAGCAGACUGUAAGACAGAUCAUAGGUGGUUCUCUCAGCGUUAUCCCUGCAGACAAGCAUCAGGAGAGCAGCGAGAAAAUUAGAGCAUGGAAGUCGGGGAGUGAUAGGGUAUUUAUGCCCUUGAGGGACGGAUACAGUGACAGAAACAUCUUCCUCCAGAGUCAGGCUGAGAGGGAGUACAGAUCGCUUCCAGAUUUGCAGUCCAAAUCAGGACACAUGAGUGCUGCUGGAGAGAGCCUGGUACCUGAUCGGGUAUUAGGAGAAUAUCCCUCCAGUGUGGACUUUAAUAAAGAGAAUGAGAGUGCGAAGCCUAGCAGGAAGAUGCAUUACCAAGCCGCCUCACUGAAACCUAUGAAGCAGUCAUUUGGCAAGAAAAUAUACAAGGCUUCAGAGAUCCUGCAGUCCAGUGACAUUACUGACGAUGAGAGGAUGGAUCAGCCUGCGCCCAGCCUGAGCCAAGUCGAUCAGGAAAUGGCCAGGCUUUUGCAGGAACUGAAGAAGGUGAGGACAGACUCGACUGCCUCCGAGAGUGAGCCCCCAACCCACGAUACGUCUUUUGACCAGGACCCGGCCAGCAUCACCUUGCAUAAACUGAGCCAAGUCUCCACAAUCUUGUCUCAGUAUGUGGCUCAGUCGCCUGCAUCCUAGUGGGUCGCCGACGGGACGCCAUCAGUAUUAACGUGCCCAGGUUGUUGGGUACCAGUCCUGUUCAUGAAUCCUGAUGUUUUUUUUGUCAGCUGGUGAUAUUCUGGUGAAGCCUGUGCUUGCCCUUGAUUUCCUUGUGGCCAUCCCUUUUCCAGCCAGGGCUUGGCUGUCUGCAGUGCUAGCUUCAACUGGGAAAGUGGGCAGGGGUAUGCUGUCUUGCUUUUUCUCUUCAUCUCUUUGUACUCUCCCUUUGAAGCCACAAUUGCAAUAAAGUAGCUUGCAUAUGAUCAAGCUCUUUAACUCCUUCGAUCCAGGUGCUUUGCUGCCAGCACAUGGUCCAAAGUCUGGGCAUUAAGCUUACUCACGGGUAUGUGGCUUGUAGGCUGGGUGAACACAAACCUAUGUGGAUUGUCAAGACUCCUUGCCUUCCCUUAUCUUUUUCUUUUUUUUCUGUAUAAGUUUUUUUUUUAUCUGCCUUCUUUCCUCUUUUUUUAUUUAUUAUUAUUAUUAUUAUUUUUUAUUAUUAUUAUUAUUUUUUUGCCAUCUACAUUUGCCAAAUGAUAUAUUGUAUCCAGAUGGUAAUAGAUUGUUUUCCUUGCAUAGACUUAAUACCUAUCUCCAUAGGUAGUUCAUAACUCAGUGCAAUAAUAGUAACAAUUUUUUUUUUUUUUUUUUUUUUUCUUUUCUUUUUUUUAAUUAGUUUUCUUUAAUACAACCUGUGCCACCAGUUACAGCAGGCAGGAGUAGGAUCCUAACAUGGAACUCCUUCCAGCCUUGGCUCACAGAUAAUACAUUCCACACUCAUUUACCAAUAGGAAAAAUGCAAGAGUCCCUUCCUAAAUUCCCACUGAGUCUGAUCAUCCUCCAAGAGCUUUCUACACUCAUUUGCAAGUCAUUCCUGUCUCCCCAGCUUUCAGGUGAAAUUCUCAUGACUGCAUGGUUUACCACCACACUAGUAUCCCUACAUCAAAAGGGUUAAAAAGCUUCUAAGCAUAACUGAUAUUUUCUAAUUUUAACAGAUUUAAAGGUGCUAAAUAGUGAGCAAAAGAAGAAUAUCUUUUGCCAAUCUGAAAUUUCUUAGAACUAAGUACAAAUACAAGGUAGAAGGUGAGCAGAUGUUAGAAUUCAUGAGAACAAACAUGAUAAUAUGCUGUAAAUCUUUGCAUUGAGUUUUACUAGCCUCAUUAUGGUGACUGCUGCUUAUUUCUUUAGAUAUAAGAUCACAAAUAUAUAGCGCUAUGCAUGCAGGUCAGCAAGUAUGAUGUUUCUUUCUCUUAAAGGUGCUUGAAGGAGCAUCAGGCUUGGUAUACAUGUGAAAGCUAAACUCAUAGGUGGUUCAAGGGUGUAGUUCAGUGCAUGGUAAUCUGUGUCAAGUGGGAGUUUUUUUGUGAUCAAAGUACAAACUGGACAUUAGCAAACCUUUUAAUUAUUUAUUAUUCAACUUUCCACGAAUCUCAUGUGCUCAUGUUUCCAUGGAAGUGUAUCGCCUUUGAUCAUCCAUAGAGUUCUCUCACUAGAAGAAUAAAUACAGUAGAUAAGAGAUGUUUAAGCUUUCCAAAAGAACUGUUUCUGGUCACAGUUAAUGUGCCAAUUUUCAAGUGCCAUUAUUAAAAUAAUAAAGAUAUGACAUAAUAAUAUUUAAAGAUUGGUAAGAGCUCCUAUGAGUCACUGCUGUACCAUAGAACUGAAAUAUGAAAUAGGUUUUAUAAUAAAGACAUUUUU